CUUAUGUCCCUCAGGUCAAACUAAUUCAGUGGUUGGUACACACAGCUGUUCCCAGACGUUCCUCUCAGCAGUGCUUGCUGCAGGUCUGUUUAAAUAGGAUUUAGCAUGUUUAAACAGCAGGUCUGUUCUACCACAGCUUCGAAUGGCCCUGGAGACAGUCUAAUGGAUGCUCACCUUAAUGAAGACCUUAGGGAGCAAUUCAUGAUUUUUGCAUAUUCAGAGCCAUUGGUAUAUGAAUCAACAGCCCAUUUUAUAGCGCUCAAGAGUCUAGAAACAGAUGGAGGGACUCAACUUCAAACCGUUACUGUUUUCUUAGUCUGCCCGGGACUCGAAUCCUGUCAGGGUUACCAAUUGCGUAACGGUAACUCGCUCUGGAACCGAGAGACCAACAGUAUCUAAUUUCUAUCUUAUGGAGUUCAGGAGAGGAGGAGCAAACCACUAGCCAUGCUGCACUCAAGCUUUUGGUCCCGUCUUUGUUAGCUGAGGGAAGUCUGCGCCUCACUUUCCCUUUACCAGCGGAGGCGAGUUUGGUAGUACAUUCUCUCUUUUUGGGGGUGAGCCUUUCUUCCGCUUCUUUCCGUCCUCGCUCCUGUCGCCGCCCGACUAAGUGGAAGGAAGAAGCAUAUCUAUUUUUACGGAGUAAAUACCUGCCUGCUCGUCCGGCACCCAUGAAUUCGGAUAUAAAUGUGUACCUCGGCCGGGACAAAACGGGCAUCAUGCGGAAGAGAGCGCUGCUCCUUCGGAAAGGGUGCAGUUUUGAGAUUAGUUCGAGCUCUGCCUCGGAGGACUUGGGCUGCAGGCGUGGAGACUUCAGCCGAAAACACUAUGGCUCCGUCGAGCUGCUGAUCUCUAGUGAUGCAGAUGGAGCCAUACAGAGGGCGGGUCGUUUCCGAGUGGAGAAUGGCUCAUCAGAUGAGACGACGGACUACACCCCGGGUACCUGGAGAAGAACCGAUGUCCAUCUGGAGAACCCGGAGUACCACACCAGAUGGUUCUUCAAAUACUUCCUGGGCAAAGUCCACCAGAACUACAUUGGUACGGAUGCAGAGAAGAAUCCCUUCUACCUGUCUGUGGUUCUGUCUGACCAGAACAACCAGCGGGUCCCUCAGUACAGAGCCAUCCUCUGGAGGAAGACAGGAACUCUGAAGAUCAGUCUGCCAUACAGCCCCACCAAAACACUAUCAGUCAAAUCCAUCUUAAGUGCGAUGAACCUGGACAGGUUUGAGAAAGGACCGAGGGAGAUUCUCAACCCAGAGAUACAGAAGGACCUACUGGUGUUGGAGGAGCAAGAGGGUUCUGUCAACUUCAAAUUCGGUGUCCUGUUUGCCAAAGAUGGACAGCUCACAGACGACGAGAUGUUUAGCAACGAGACUGGGAGCCAGAGCUUCGAUAAGUUCCUCAACCUCCUGGGUGACACCAUCUCCCUGCAGGGCUGGGCAGGCUACCGUGGUGGGCUGGAUACCAAGAAUGACACUACAGGAAUGAACUCCAUCUACACAGUGUACCAGGGCCAUGAGCUGAUGUUCCACGUCUCCACCAUGCUACCCUACUCCAAGGAGAACAAGCAGCAGGUAGAGAGGAAAAGACACAUUGGGAAUGACAUCGUCACCAUAGUGUUCCAGGAGGGAGAGGACACGUCUUCGUCAUUUAAACCCUCCAUGAUCCGAUCCCAUUUCACACAUAUUUUUGCAUUAGUUAGAUACAACAGUCAGAACGACAGUUACAGGUUGAAGAUUUUCUCUGAGGAAAGUGUGCCACUGUUCGGACCUCCACUCCCCUCACCACCAGUGUUUACAGACCACCAAGAAUUCAGGGACUUUUUGUUAGUCAAACUAAUCAAUGGAGAGAAGGCCACCCUGGAGACGCCCACGUUUGCCCAGAAGCGCCAGCGGACCCUGGACAUGCUGAUCCGUUCCCUGUACCAAGACCUGAUCCCUGACCUCCACAAGGUUCCCUUCUCUCCCCAGAACAUGCUCAACAGACGCUCGUUUAGUGAUGUGCUGCCGGAGUCGCCCAAGUCUGCCCGCAAGAAGGAAGAGGCAAGACAGGCCGAGUUUGUCAGGAUAGGACAGGCACUAAAGCUGAAGACCAUCGUCAGAGGAGACGCCCCCACCAGUCUGGUCACUACAGGCCUGUGUAGAAAAGAGCCGUGGGAGUCCCAGUCAUUCUGCAGUACAUUCCCCUAUGAGACGGUGUGCGCUGACUCCUGGGGUCAGUCUCUGCUGGUCGCCACGGAAGCAGCAGGGGUCAUGAUGAUAGAUGCUGUUGAUCCUCUUCUUUCAAACCCAGAUGCCCAGGUCCUGCCCCCAGUGCAGGUGUUUGAUAAGACUAUGGUGGUGAAACAGAUACACGUUGUAGAGCCUCAGGACCUCCUCAUCACCAGGGCUGACAAAGGGAAGGAUGCACGUCUCUAUGUGUUCAGACUGAGCAUGCUCAAGAGAGGCCUGGAGGAGAGGCAGCUGGUCCGCACCAAGUGUGACAGUCGAGAGAACAAACUGGAAAAGACCAAAGGGUGUCACCUAUACUCCAUCAACACCCACCAUGGGUCAGAGUUGAGGAUCGUGGCGGCCAUCAGGAAUAAGCUCCUCCUAAUCACCAGGAAACAGCCCCGCCUCGACGGCCUAGGUGCCCUCGCUGCUGCAACCGACUCACCCGUGGACCAGUUCCAGUACAUACGGGAGAUCUGUCUGUGUGACCCUCCAGUAGUCAUGGCCCUGGUGGACGGUCCUACAGGGGAGAACGACAACAUGAUCUGUGUGGCCUACAAACACCAGUUUGACCUGAUCAACGAGAGCACCGGGGACGCAUACCGGCUACACCAUGUAGACGCCAACCGGGUCAACUUUGUGGCAGCCAUCGAUGUGUACGAGGAUGGGGAGGCUGGUCUUUUGUUGUGUUACAAUUAUAUCUGUUCCUAUAAGAAGGUGUGUCCGUUCAAUGGGUCCACCCCUAUGAUCCAGUCUAACGCCUCUGACUUACACUUCAGCUGGAACCAGAUGCCCAACGCCAUCGUGUGUGCGUUCCCCUACAUCUUGGCCUUCACCACUGACUCCAUUGAGAUCCGGCUGGUUGUCAACGGUAACCUGGUCUACACAGCUGUCGUGCCAGAGCUCCAGCUGACUGCCUCCAGGUCAGACAUCUACUUUGUGUCGUCCGCUCCGGUUAACUCUGCCUCCAACUGCAGCUCCCGGGACACCAGUUCCCAGAGUUCCCCACAGACGCCCACCGGCUACGAGAUGCCCGUGUUCCCAUCGCCGCUCGGAGACGAUUCUAUACGGAUCCCCUAUGGUACCAAGCUAUCCCUGUACAUGUCUAAGGAUGCCGAAGGUGAGACACAGUGUAAGCACAUCUUCAAGAUCCCACUGAGUAACCUAGUGGGCCGCAGCAUCGAGAGGCCCCUCAAGUCCCCGCUGGUCAACAAGGUGGUGACGGGCCUGACAGCCCCCGCGGGGGCCCCCAUGCAGGGGGCCUCACACACCCUGUCUCUGUCCCGCAUGGAGAUCAAAGAAAUCGCCAGCCGCACCCGUAAGGAGCUUCUGGGCUUGACCGAGGAGCCGAGCAGUAAGCCCGACAGCAGCACCGUCAAACAGAGGAAGAUGAGCAAGAAGACCACUGAGGAAGAGAUAAAGGCACGAACAUUGACCUCCACCAGCAGUGACAGAGUGGGCUCGGAGUCGGCCGACACGGACUCGGACAUCCAACGGCACUGCUCGUCCAGCUCGGAGGCGGAGCCAGAGAAAGUGGUACUUAGAGAGGAGAGCCCAUUGGCCAGCCCCUUCACCCUCUCCACCUCGUUCGAAGAAGACAUCCUGGACCUAAAGUGAAGACAAUCCCAUCAUGCACUUAUUUUCUGCCCUCCUCCUUUCCUCCUCAUCCACCUCUUCUCUUCUCCUCCUUUCCUCCUCAUCCACCUCUUCUCUUCUCCUCCUUUCCUCCUCAUCCACCUCUUCUAUCCUCCUCCUUUCCUCAUCCCCCUCUUCUCUCCUCCUCCUUUCCC
Messenger RNA from Salmo salar (Atlantic salmon), 3997 nucleotides. RefSeq names its product GTPase activating Rap/RanGAP domain like 3 (gene garnl3). Gene Ontology annotation, molecular function: GTPase activator activity. NCBI's taxonomy places the organism in Eukaryota, Metazoa, Chordata, Actinopteri, Salmoniformes, Salmonidae. Gene Ontology annotation, biological process: regulation of small GTPase mediated signal transduction. The record is from RefSeq and is a predicted model, not a curated record.